Molecule: messenger RNA, 870 nt
Organism: Rotaria sp. Silwood1
Lineage: Eukaryota; Metazoa; Rotifera; Eurotatoria; Philodinida; Philodinidae
Source: the annotation of a GenBank genome assembly
AUGGAUGAACAAGACUGGUAUGAAAAAGAUUUAAGUGAUUUUGAUGAUCUACAAUCAUCUGAUGAAAAUGUUGUCAUUGAAGAACAAUUAAUUCACCCGAAACAAAAGAAAUCUUUAGAAAGAACAUCUGUAAUUGAAAAUAAUUAUCAUGAAAAAGAUUAUCCAUUUGAUUUAUGGUAUCUAAUUGCUAUGUAUAUUGCACUAGAGGAUAUUGGAAGAUUUGCAUUAAUUUGUCGUAAAACAAAUCAAAUCGUAAAUUCAGUACCUUUUUGGAUAUCUCUAUUUAGAAAAUAUAAUAAAGUUGGAGCAAAAAAACUUACUCGACUACUUAUAAGAGAGCAUUUAUCGAUUGUUCGAACAUAUGUUAUAAAAUCUUUAUAUCAAACUUAUCCAUUAUUUCAAGAACGUUUCGAUAAAACGAAUGCCAUACAAAAAGAACCACAUUUUCUAUUAUCAUCUCGAUGUGUUCGUAUAUGGUAUUCAAAACGGCCGACACAACGUGAUUUAUAUGAUUAUUAUUUUGAAUUUCGUUUUGAUAAUAUGCAACAAACAAAACAACAAGAUAUACAAAUUCAAGCCAUAUCACCAAUAUUUCAAGCAAAUAAUCAAUCUAUAAUUGAUAAAGAUAGUUAUAUUUUACAUUUAAUUUCUUCAAACUUUGUACUUAUUGGUCCAUAUAUGGGGAUGAUUUUAUCUCAAAUAACACUGAAUGUUAGUAGUGAUUAUCGAUAUCAUAAAUUAAAAAUGUGGUUCGAUUCGUCAAGAUCAUGUUCACAAAAGUCUAAAUAUAAUAAUUCUGUAGUAAUUAUUGAUCCAGUUUUAUGUUUAAGAAUAUAUAAAUGGUAUAACAGUCCAACUAAUUUAGAUUAA